AAUGUAUUUCUUUCAUCAAGAACUUUCACCAGUGUCCAAUUCAUUACUUAUUAACUGUCAUAUGCUUGUAUCUCAAUUAUUUUAUUAUAAUUCAUCAUCUUUACAACUCUGUGACCACAAUAAAGUUGUGAUACAUUGCAAUAUUAACAAGUUUAUGCACUAAUAAUGGCUACACCCUCAUCCGAGAACGUGAUCCCUUCUUCUCAGCGACCUGACGGCACGUGGAGAAAGCAGCGACGAGUCAAGGAAGGCUACAUCCCCCAAGAAGAAGUCCCAUUGUAUGAGAGUAAAGGCAAACAGAUAGCAAAAAGCAUCCCUACUCACCCCAUCGGCCUACAUCCUGAAGACAUCGUCAAGCACAAACAACUUGAGAGAAUGGAGAAGCAACUUGAGAGCACCAACUCCAUCAUCCCUGGCCUCCCCACCUCUGCGCUGACAUCAACUAAGAGUGGUCCGAAGAAGGAAAAGAAGAAGGCAUCGUCUUCUAAGAAGGAAGCCAACCCAAAUGGCUUCGAAAUCACAUUUGAAACGUCCAUUGUUGGUGGCCCUAAGACCCAGAAAGGCAAGUCCAAGAAUACCAACAAGAGCUCGAACAACAAGGAGAAUACGGGGACGUCUGGCAGUCAGAGAUCUAGCAAGACGGCGGCUAAAGACCCCGCUCAGAAGCCCUCCAAGACCUCCGGCAGCGAAGCACAGAAGAGCAAGAAGCCCACGGGGGAGGAGGCAGCUACCGCGGCUGCGCCUGCAAAGCCUCUGAAGGAAGUCACCAAGAACGUUAAGGAUAAUAACAAAGAGAACAAGGACAAUAAGGAGAAGAAAGAAGCUAAGGAUAACAAAAAUGCCAAGGAAAACAAGACUGAGUCUCCCAAGAAAGCCGCUAAAGAUGGAUCCAAAGCAACUAAGAAUGCAGCUAAACCUGACAAAGAAGAUGGUAAAAGCAAGGGAGAAGGCAAAAAGGAAUCGGCGAAGGGAGACAAGCCUAAAGCCAAUAAGGAAGGUGGCAAAGCCUCUGCCAAGGUCCCUAAAGAAGGAGGUCAGCAGCCUACUAAGGAGAAGACUGCCAAAGCCAAAGAUUCAGGCAAGGCAAAAGCCAGCAAAGGCUCUGAAGGGUCAAAUAAAGCAGCUGAUGGUGCUAACAAGGUUGCUGAUAGCUCACCCAAUGAUCCCGCUCAGGCCGCCAGACGACUAAAAAACGUCACCAAGAAGCUGAAGGAAAUCGCCAAGCUAGAAACCAUGAUUGAGUCCAAAGAAAUUGUUACACCAUCUCAAGAUCAAAUUGAUAAGAUAAACAAGAAAGCUCAGUUCACCAAGGAAGUUCAGGAGUUGGAGAAGAUUGUGGGAGUCCAAGAGGGUGACAAUGAAGCAGCCAAGGCUAACGAAUAGCCUAGAGUCUGAAUGACGCGCUCUUCGUAACUUCACAAAUCGAAAUAUUUUCGUACGGCUGAAGAUGCCCUUUGGUUUUUUAUUGCUAUUUAUUCUUCCAGACUAACGUGAUGUAUGGUUCGGAAGCGUGUCUUGAUGUUUUCUGUUAUUGAUGUUAGAAUUAUGAUGAAUUAGACUUGGAUUAGAACCAUAAACCUUAGAUUUGUUCAAUUGUAUUCGUUGGAGAGCGAGCGACUUCUAAAUUAUUUAUACUCAAUUUUCAUCCUGAAACCACGCCCCAACUUUUAAUUCACCUCACGCUCUGUUAUUGGCGUUUUUCAAGACCAGAUUCGAUAGAACUCUUGAACAUCUGCAGCAAUUGCAUUUGCUUCACACUCCGUUCAAUAUAUGAUGCUUCAAUGCGCGAGUGCUGUUUUGCAUUAGUCAAUCGUAACUUAACUUCGAACUCAACCGAGCCGUGGAAUUUUUUCCCCCCUUCUGCUUCAAGUCAAAAAGCUUGACGUUGUAGCUUCAUCACUUGUUAACGUGACGCGUCAUAAGCUUCUAGGUCACAUGUUAGUGUUACCCGUUUUCACAAGCAGCUGUAGACAGAGCUAUUUAUGACAAUUAACACCUUAACUUAAGAAUACUUGCUACUAAAACGAGUCCUAGCAUCACUGCUGCGGUACUACUUUAUGGCGACAGUGACAAUGGUGUCUAGUGUGGAUUUAUUGGCCUUUAACGCCGAGGUCUUAGCUGUUCCAGGUCUAUAUUAGGUUUCUGUAGGAGGCUUCUGUAGAAAACUCGGGUUGAUAUGUGAACAGUAAUUGCCAAAUACUCUUCUCUUAGAAACUUGUAACGAAUCACCUCUUAACGAUUAGGUUUAAUUUAGUGUGUGUGUAUUCUCCCUAGUUGAUUGGGCUUCCUCAGUGUUGCUCUCAAACUUUUCAAUUAACCGUUCGAGUGAUUUUCCUAACAUAGUUUGUGGAACUAAUCGCGAUGUGUUGCUAGUCUUCUUGGCAAUUGCUGCUUGAUAAUAAGCCUCUUUAAUGUUCCUCUGUUGUCAGAGCACCUGAGACGUUCUUUGCAAUUUUUGUUUUCCUUUGUAUCAGACGUUUUGCAGAUCUUAGGCAAUUUAUUUUUCUUGUUUCAUCUCAUUUCCUCGAAGUUGAUGGAAAUUUGUUACAUGCUUUGACGUUAUUCAUAUUAUGUCCGUGUGGGAUCUUGAUAAUUUCAAGCUGUUAACCGAAUGCAUUGAAUCUUUACGUCACGGUUUUGCAGCAACUCUAUGUGCUCUAGUAUUUACUGGCUGUGAAACGGUGUUUGUAUUCUCAAGGUUUUGUAAACCAUUUCGGGAUUUUUCGUCGGGUAUAAUUUACGCCACAAUGUCACGAGAUACUUUUGUACUUUUGAUGUGGACAAGAGAAUGCAAUGUUAUCUGGCAAGGCAAAUCAACUCUUGUUGAGAAUGAGAAAGAUAUGCAUUCGGUACUGGCUUACACCUGCCUUCAAUUAAGAUCGUUUCUAGACGUUAUUGCUAGCGCCUCGUUUAACGUCAUACGUUAGCUCAGGGUAGUUUUUAAUAUUGUCUUGGAUGACCUUACGUAUUUCAUGUCUGUUUACCUGUGUAAUUUGUUCUAACUACGGUUAUUGCAGCUUGGUUUCUCACGGUUAUAGUCAUGUUCAUUCUACCCGACUUGACGCAUGACAAAAAUAUAAUAAUGUACGCCUACUUAUAAAUCUUUCUGUACCUUUAUAUAUUUUCCGUGCUGUUAGCGUACAUUGCAGCUGGUCGAUAGACAAAUUUUACGCAAGCUUUGUGCACCAUUUCAACUGAAUUGACUAUAAUGCUCUCGACGGUCGCUGAGCGUUUAAAUUGCUUGCUGUCGUGUGUCACUUUCAGAGCAAACCUCUCAAUUCGCGUUUCAUUUUAUCCAAGUAAAGAAGGAUGUUUGAAA
This is a messenger RNA of Hyalella azteca, 3319 nucleotides long. It is a transcript of the gene Pym, whose product is annotated as partner of Y14 and mago. The transcript has 5 exons. Bases 166 to 1383 code for a protein of 405 amino acids. Gene Ontology annotation, biological process: exon-exon junction complex disassembly. NCBI's taxonomy places the organism in Eukaryota, Metazoa, Arthropoda, Malacostraca, Amphipoda, Hyalellidae. The record is from RefSeq and is a predicted model, not a curated record. Gene Ontology annotation, cellular component: exon-exon junction complex; cytoplasm. Gene Ontology annotation, molecular function: RNA binding.